GUCAUCCUCCUUUUUCCUUGACUCAUCCCCAUUGUUUUUACCAGGAAAUGCCAUUCUUAUAGACUCUAUCUGGUUGUUUAUUAUGGCUGUUACUAUACUCACCAAGUCAGUUUAUGGUCAAAGUUAUAGAUUGCCUAUGAGUAGUUCUCGAGUGUAGAUAGUAGCUAGCCAGGAUUUAGUCUAAGGUAUUACCAUAACACUAAGACAUUGACGAGUUUAUAUAAUCUACCUAGCUCUAAGACUGAACAUUAUCUAAACGAUAAUUUCCAGUGUUUCCUAUAUCUCUUUAUAUUCUGAUAUCAUUGGCGAACAUUCCCCACUCGGGCGAUAUGUAUUGCCACGGAUGUCUACGAUAGUCCCGAUAUUUCUGUAUUGGCAGUGCGGGGAGAAAUGAAUGCCGGGUAUAUUACAAGACUAGGGGUGAUAUUAGCCACAAACCAUCUCGGUUAUCUGUCUUGGAUUCAUCAUAACAUCUGUCAAUCUCAAGUAAACCUUUCUUGGUUUAAAAUAUUUUAUCUUUUCUAUCAUAAUUCUUUCUAAAUUUCUAAAUUGGUCUUAAAUGGCAGAUCAAAGGAAGCCGCGGAUAAUCCUUGGCCUCAUGGUCAUUGGUCCCGAGGGAAGUCCGGGGGCACGUAUGACGGAUCCGGAUGAUUUCAAGAAGGCCCUGGACAUCUUUCAAGAGCGAGGUUACCAUGAGCUCGACACGGCACGCCUAUAUAUCGGUGGGAAGCAGGAGGCAUUUACAAGACAGGCCGGGUGGAAGGAGAGAGGUCUAUCCAUAGGCACAAAACUAUGGCCGCUACCACCAGGAUCUCACGAGCCAGAGGCACUAACAAGUGCAUUCGACACUUGUCUAAAGGAGCUUGGGACAGAUUCUGUAGACAUUCUCUACCUUCAUGCACCUGACCGAUCCGUGCCUUUCGUAACUACACUUGAAGCCAUAGAUAAGCUGCAUAAAGCUGGCAAGUUCUCGCGACUGGGUCUCAGUAACUAUGCAUCUUUCGAGGUGGCCGAGAUCGUCAUGACGUGUAAGCACAAUGGAUGGGUAAAGCCAACAGUGUACCAGGCCAUAUACAACUGCCUAUUCCGGACUAUUGAGGACGAAUUGAUUCCAACUUGCCGUCGUUAUGGUAUCGCUGUCGAUGUAUACAGCCCGACUGGAGGCGGAUUCCUCCUCGGCCGGAUCACAUCAAAGGACGACGAUCCGGAGGAAGGAAGAUACGCAGCAGGCCCAUUUCAGCAUUUGACGCGAGGGCGGUACUUCAGAGACGGCAUAAUCGAGGGAGCACAGCUGAUCCGUGAAGCUGCCGAGGCACGAGGUUUGAAUGCCUUGGAGGUAGCGAUGCGCUGGUUGGUGCACCACUCGAUGCUACGGGUUGUCGAAGGGCAGGACGGGGUCGUGAUUGGCUUCUCUAAUCUACAACAACUAAGGGACAAUCUAGACUACCUAGAAAAAGGACCGUUAGACGCGGAGCUACUUCAGGUACUACAGCGAGCAUGGAAAGCAGCCAAGGGGGACAUGGAAACAUAUUGGCAGCUACCAAUGGUAUACACCUACGACACGAAAGAAGUACUUUUUGGGCAAGAGAGCAAGUAAAGCGGGCAUGUAUAUUUAGACAGGGCAUUAUAACGUAGCAGCCUAUAUUGAUAGGUAAACCUAGGUAGCGAAAUUGAAGCAAAAUGAAUGGUAA
Messenger RNA from Daldinia loculata, 1691 nucleotides. RefSeq names its product Aldo/keto reductase. NCBI's taxonomy places the organism in Eukaryota, Fungi, Ascomycota, Sordariomycetes, Xylariales, Hypoxylaceae. Gene Ontology annotation, cellular component: cytosol. The coding region runs from base 560 to 1597 and encodes 345 amino acids. The transcript has 3 exons. The record is from RefSeq and is a predicted model, not a curated record. Gene Ontology annotation, molecular function: oxidoreductase activity.